Messenger RNA from Kwoniella botswanensis, 1575 nucleotides. RefSeq lists its product as uncharacterized. The record is from RefSeq and is a predicted model, not a curated record. Lineage: Eukaryota; Fungi; Basidiomycota; Tremellomycetes; Tremellales; Cryptococcaceae. The coding region runs from base 1 to 1575 and encodes 524 amino acids. The transcript has 7 exons. Gene Ontology annotation, molecular function: protein binding.
AUGCCCAUCAUUCGCAACUUGACAGGUACGCUCAAACCUCCACGAACCCUUCAUCCGAGAUAUAAUACCAAAACGGACUUUGCUGUUAUAUCUUACGAUUCGGUCCAAUUCAAUGUCGACAAGGAGACGAUCCUCAGACAAAGCCCGGUCAUUCGACAAGUUGUUUUCGACGCUGAGGUCAACGGGCAAGCUAGCAAGGGGAUCAUGUUUAUGAUAAACAGAAAUUCGUGUAUCCUCGAACUAUUCCUUGGACUGUGCGAUGGUGGGACGCUGGAGACCCCAGGACCCCAAUACGCCUGGAGGAUUUGUGAAGAUUAUUCAAGUCUGGCCCUCCUCCUGAGGGAAUUGAAAGCCUCGCAAUUGUAUUUCAAGCUCAUACAGCAGGUUUAUCAAUGGAUAGUAGACAAACAAUCAGGUGCAUGGUAUUUCUUCUCUUUCGCUGACAAAGCGAAUCUACCUUAUAUUGCCACUUGCGCUAUUGCUCAUGGCCAAGCUUUGAUUUGGCCAGAAGAAGGUAGAUUCCCAGAAUUCACUGAAGAUGGCGAGAUCACUCACAGUCCGUUUUGGGGCUCAAUCGGAUCAGUCAACAUAAUGGAUCCUACCGCCAUGGCCAUACAGUCUUUUUCCUCUCUUUCAGACAAAUACAUGUACAGGCUAUGCCGAGCUAUGCGACCUUCCCCUCGCUUACUCUCGUUCGAAGCAAAGAACCUCAGAGAUGUAACUUGCUGGAAAUCGGUAGCUUCAGAUUUCCAGGAGAUCAUGCGGAACUUCGAAAACAGUGACCGCAUUGAUAAAGGAGAAACGCGCCCAACAGAGUCUUAUUCCCAAAAAAAUCUUAAAUCAAAUUAUCAAUUCGACGAUUCCGACUUGACGAUCAUCACAAGCGAUGGGGUGAAACUUGAUAUACACCGAGAUAUCCUCAACCAUACCAGCUCGACAUUCAAGGACGUACUGGCAUUCCCUCAAGUUCAGUCCAAAAGUGCCACAGAGCUAGAGCUCACCGAUACAGAGAUUGAAACCUCCCGAACCGUCAAGCUGUUCCUUGCAUUUUUAUAUAGCCCUAUUGAUAUCAAGUCUCCAGCUCCUGAAAAUGUCCGAGAAUUCAUUGAUUUGAUCCGAUUUUGCCUCAAGUAUGAUGCGUCAGAUGUGUUGGACAAUCUUCGAACUUACCUCUACUUAUGGAACAGUGUUGGGUCUGUUUCCUUUGCCGAUGUGUUUCUUGCGGCUUCCUAUAUGGACGACCUACCUCUCAUGGUCGCAGCUUUUAGUAAUCCCAAUAAUAUCUGGGGUGGUGGACGAGUACGAACUGAUCAUACAACCAGAAACACUUCCCUUGGAAUGAUUGAAGGUGCUCCAAUGUUCGAUCUGACUGCAGCUCCCUUCAAAUGGUUGAUACAAAUUCCAAUGGACAUCCGAUGGAGCCUCCUGAGAGGGACAAGGCGCAGCUUCUAUAGGCCUCUGGAUGAUCGGAGGCGUUUGAGUCUAGGCACCGAGUUUGAAAAUUGUGUCAAGCGAAUCCGUGCCUAUCGCUCCGGCAGCUUCAAAAACAAGAAUGGCUCCAAGGAGAAAAGUUGA